Molecule: messenger RNA, 5812 nt
Organism: Lepus europaeus (European hare)
Lineage: Eukaryota; Metazoa; Chordata; Mammalia; Lagomorpha; Leporidae
Gene: KIF13B
Product: kinesin family member 13B
Exons: 40
Coding region: 78-5714 (1878 amino acids)
Biological process (GO): regulation of protein localization; microtubule-based movement
Cellular component (GO): adherens junction
Molecular function (GO): microtubule motor activity; cell adhesion molecule binding; ATP binding
Source: RefSeq, a predicted model, not a curated record
GCCGGGUCAGCCCCGAAGAGUUGCCCGGUGGCCGCGGCAGACGGAAGCCGAGCGAGAGGUUCGGCGGCGGCAGCAGCAUGGGAGACUCCAAAGUGAAAGUGGCGGUGCGGGUCCGGCCCAUGAACCGACGAGAAAUUGACUUGCAUACCAAAUGUGUGGUGGAUGUUGAUGCAAACAAGGUCAUCCUCAAUCCUGUAAACACAAAUCUUUCCAAAGGAGAGGCUCGGGCCCAGCCGAAGGUGUUUGCUUAUGAUCAUUGUUUCUGGUCCAUGGAUGAAUCUGUGAGAGAAAAGUAUGCAGGUCAAGAUGAUGUUUUCAAGUGCCUGGGGGAGAACAUCCUUCAGAAUGCUUUCGAUGGCUACAAUGCCUGCAUCUUUGCCUAUGGACAGACAGGGUCUGGAAAAUCUUAUACCAUGAUGGGCACAGCUGACCAACCUGGAUUAAUCCCACGACUUUGCAGUAGCCUCUUUGAACGAACCCAGAAAGAGGAGAAUGAAGAGCAGAGUUUUAAAGUAGAAGUGUCCUACAUGGAAAUUUAUAAUGAGAAAGUUAGAGAUCUCCUGGAUCCCAAAGGAAGCCGCCAAACGUUGAAAGUCAGAGAGCAUAGUGUAUUGGGACCCUAUGUGGAUGGACUUUCUAAACUGGCUGUCACAGGCUACAAGGAUAUUGAGUCUUUGAUGUCUGAGGGUAACAAAUCUCGCACAGUCGCUGCAACCAACAUGAAUGAGGAGAGCAGCCGGUCCCAUGCAGUCUUCAAAAUCACCCUCACGCAUACGCUGUACGACGUGAAGUCUGGGACAUCUGGUGAGAAAGUGGGCAAACUGAGCUUGGUGGACUUAGCCGGUAGUGAACGAGCAACAAAAACUGGAGCUGCAGGUGACAGGCUGAAGGAAGGGAGCAACAUUAACAAGUCCCUCACAACCCUCGGUCUGGUUAUCUCUGCCCUGGCAGAUCAGAGUGCUGGCAAAAACAAGAAUAAAUUUGUUCCAUAUCGUGAUUCCGUUCUCACAUGGCUGCUCAAAGACAGCCUGGGGGGCAAUAGCAAGACAGCAAUGGUGGCCACUGUGAGUCCGGCAGCCGAUAACUAUGAUGAAACGCUUUCCACACUGCGGUAUGCAGAUCGCGCCAAGCACAUUGUGAACCACGCUGUGGUGAACGAGGAUCCGAACGCACGGAUUAUCCGAGAUCUCCGGGAGGAAGUUGAGAAACUGCGAGAGCAGCUCACAAAAGCAGAGGCAAUGAAAUCUCCAGAAUUGAAAGACCGGCUGGAAGAAUCCGAGAAGCUAAUCCAGGAAAUGACUGUGACCUGGGAGGAAAAAUUAAGGAAAACCGAGGAGAUCGCACAGGAGCGACAGAAACAGCUUGAGAGUCUUGGAAUAUCUCUGCAGUCUUCAGGAAUCAAAGUUGGGGAUGAUAAAUGUUUCCUAGUUAACUUGAAUGCGGACCCUGCUCUGAAUGAACUUCUGGUCUACUAUCUAAAGGAACACACAUUGAUAGGGUCGGCAAAUUCCCAAGAUAUCCAACUGUGUGGAAUGGGCAUUCUUCCCGAACAUUGUAUUAUAGACAUUACACCAGAAGGCCAGGUUAUGCUGACUCCUCAAAAGAACACCAGAACAUGUGUGAACGGCUCUUCUGUCUCCAGUCCGAUACAGCUGCACCAUGGGGACAGGAUAUUAUGGGGAAACAACCAUUUCUUCAGACUCAAUUUGCCUAAAAAGAAAAAGAAAGCAGAGCGAGAGGAUGAGGAACAGGACGCCUCCCUGAAGAAUGACAACAGUUCGGAACAGCUGGAUGUGGAUGGAGACUCCUCCAGUGAGGUCUCCAGUGAGAUUAACUUCAAUUUUGAAUAUGCACAGAUGGAGGUCACCAUGAAGGCCUUGGGCAGUAAUGAUCCAAUGCAGUCCAUAUUAAACAGCCUGGAGCAGCAGCACGAAGAAGAAAAGCGUUCUGCCCUCGAGCGCCAGAGGCUGAUGUACGAACAGGAACUGGAGCAGCUCCGGAGAAGGCUGUCCCCCGAGAAGCAGAACUGCCGAAGCAUGGACAGGCUCUCUCUGCACUCGCCCAGCGCUCAGCAGCGCCUAAAGCAGUGGUCUGAGGAGAGAGAAGCAACCUUGAAUAAUAGCCUGAUGAGGCUGAGGGAGCAAAUUGUUAAAGCCAAUUUAUUGGUGAGAGAAGCCAGUUACAUUGCAGAGGAACUGGAUAAAAGAACAGAAUAUAAAGUUACCCUACAGAUUCCAGCCUCCAGCCUGGAUGCCAACAGGAAGCCAGGCUCUCUGCUCAGUGAGCCUGCCAUCCAGGUGAGAAGAAAAGGAAAAGGAAAGCAGAUCUGGUCUUUGGAAAAACUGGACAACCGGUUGUUGGAUAUGCGAGACCUUUAUCAGGAGUGGAAGGAAUGUGAAGAAGAUACUCCUGUAAUACGCUCUUACUUCAAGCGUGCUGAUCCGUUCUAUGAUGAGCAGGAAAAUCACAGCCUCAUCGGGGUGGCCAAUGUUUUCCUAGAGUCCCUUUUCUAUGAUGUGAAGUUACAAUACGCUGUGCCAAUUGUCAACCAGAAAGGAGAGGUGGCAGGACGGCUGCACGUAGAGGUGAUGCGGAUCAGUGGUGAAAUUGGGGAGAGAAUUGCAGGCGGUGAAGAUGCCACAGACGCAUCCUUUGAGAAGGAGGCCCAGGAGAACAAGCUGGUGUGCAUGGUUAAGAUACUUCAAGCCACUGGGCUGCCACAGCACCUGUCCCACUUUGUGUUCUGCAAAUACAGCUUCUGGGAUCAGCAGGAGCCAGUCAUGGUCGCACCUGAAGUGGACGCCUCCUCCUCUGCUGCCAGCAAGGAACCUCACUGCAUGGUUGUUUUUGAUCAUUGCAAUGAAUUUUCUGUUAACAUCACUGAAGACUUCAUUGAGCACCUUUCGGAAGGGGCGUUGGCAAUUGAAGUAUAUGGACAUAAAAUGAAUGAUCCUCGGAGAAAUCCAGCCCUGUGGGACUUGGGAAUCAUCCAAGCAAAAACACGUAGUCUUCGAGACAGAUGGAGUGAAGUCACCAGAAAAUUGGAAUUCUGGGUCCAAAUCUUAGAACAGAAUGAGAAUGGUGAAUACUGCCCUGUAGAAGUGAUUUCCGCAAGGGACGUCCCAACAGGAGGAAUCUUCCAACUCCGGCAGGGCCAGUCGCGGCGAGUGCAAGUUGAAGUGAAGUCUGUGCAGGAGUCUGGGACUUUACCACUGAUGGAAGAAUGUAUACUGUCUGUUGGCAUUGGCUGUGUGAAAGUUAGGCCGCCCAGAGCCCCUAAAGCUCACGAGACCAUCCAUGAGGAAGAGGAAGACAUGGACAGCUACCAGGAUCGCGAUUUAGAGAGACUACGUAGAAAAUGGCUAAAUGCUUUAACAAAACGUCAGGAGUACUUGGAUCAGCAACUCCAAAAGCUUGUCAGUAAACAUGAUAAAACAGAGGAUGACGCUGACCGCGAGGCACAACUCCUGGAGAUGCGGCUGACCCUCACCGAGGAGAGGAACGCCGUGAUGGUGCCCUCUGCUGGCAGUGGGAUCCCGGGGGCCCCGGCAGAAUGGACUCCAGUGCCAGGGAUGGAAACCCACAUUCCUGUUAUAUUCCUGGACUUAAACGCUGAUGAUUUCAGCUCUCAGGAUAAUCUUGAUGACCCAGAAGCUGGUGGAUGGGAUGCUACCUUGACCGGGGAAGAAGAGGAAGAGUUUUUUGAACUUCAGAUUGUAAAACAGUAUGAUGGGGAGGUGAGAGCAGAAGCCUCCUGGGACUCGGCAGUGCACAGCUGCCCCCAGCUCAGUAAGGGCACCCCUGGGGACGAGCGAGUGUUCCUGAUCGUGCGCGUGACCGUCCAGCUCAGCCAUCCUGCCGACAUGCAGCUGGUGCUACGCAAAAGGAUUUGUGUCAACGUGCACGGCCGACAGGGUUUUGCUCAGAGUCUCCUAAAAAAGAUGUCUCAUCGAAGUUCUAUUCCUGGCUGUGGAGUGACUUUUGAAAUUGUCUCCAAUAUUCCAGAGGAUGCGCAGGGAGUGGAGGAGCGAGAAGCGCUGGCCAGGAUGGCAGCUAACGUUGAAAACCCUGCCUCCGCGGACUCGGAGGCAUAUAUUGAAAAAUAUCUCAGAAGCGUGCUGGCUGUGGAGAACCUCCUGACUUUAGAUCGUCUUCGCCAGGAAGUUGCAGUCAAGGAGCAGUUAACAGGAAAAGGGAAGUUGAAUAGGAGGAGUAUUAGUUCUCCAAAUGUGAACAGACUUUCUGGAAGUCGACAAGAACUUAUUCCAUCAUACAGUCUAGGCAGCAACAAGGGCCGGUGGGAAAGUCAACAGGAUGUAUCCCAAACAGCAGUUUCCAGAGGAAUGGCUCCAGUCCCCCCAGCCCUCCCUGUGUGUCCCCCAAAUAACCAUUCCCCAGAACCAGGACUUGGUAGCUUUGCAGCCUCCUACUUGAAUCCGGUAAAAUCCUUUGUGCCGCAGAUGCCAAAGCUGCUGAAGUCUCUCUUUCCCGUCCGCGAUGAAAAGAGGGGCAAACAGCUCCCACCCCUGACACAUCAGCCCGUGCCCCGAAUCAUGGUGCAGUCUGCUCUCCCAGAUGUCCGGGCAGCCAGGACGGAGGAGGCGCACCGAGAAAGCCUGGGACCUGGCGUGUCUGCCGAGGUGACGGUGCCCACGGUGGCCCCCGCGGUCAGGAUCUGUGACAUACCUGCUAAGGGUGCCUCAUCGCCACCCGCUGCCGCCGCCAUCACCACCCAGGCCCCGGAAGGGCAGGAUGGGCCUCCCAGCCCCGUGAGCGAGGCCUCCAGCGGGUACUUCUCCCACAGCGUCUCCACCGCUACGCUGUCGGAUGCACUGGGCCUGGGCCUCGACGCUGGGAGCCCAGCCAGUGGUCACACACCAGGCUCCCCGCCCAUGCCCCUCUGUGCCGCCAGCCUGGAGCCCGAGCUCACACCACUCCCGGAUGCUCCCUGUGACCCCCAGUUGCGGCCAGGCGCCGCGGGGCCCAGUGCGCAGCCCCGCUCGGGAGCCGCCCCUGACCCUCCGGCCAGCCAGCAGCCAGCAAGACGCGAGGCCCAGGCCGAGGCCGCCCCCAGCUGUGAGCUCCAGGCCGCCAGACCUCAGCUACCUCCUGACCUCGCGCCCCAGGCGCCCUCCUCCCCCUUCCGAAUCCACAAGGUGCGGACCUCAGAGCUGAAGUCCUUCACGCGCAUGCUUGGCGGCGACUCCGGGGGCUCCUCCAGUGCCGAGGAGGACCCGCUGGCUGCGGGAGCAGCGGGGGCAGUGGCACAGGCCCUUGCCAAGCCGGACGUGGCCUCCGAUUCUGAGGACGCCAGUGAAGUCCCUGAGUGGCUCAGGGAGGGAGAGUAUGUCACUGUGGGCACCAACAAAAUGGGCGUCGUGCGGUACGUUGGGCCAACCGACUUCCAGGAGGGCACGUGGAUUGGUGUGGAGCUGGACCUGCCGUCAGGAAAGAACGAUGGCUCCAUUGGAGGGAAGCAGUACUUCAAGUGCAACCCUGGCUACGGUCUGCUGGUGAGGCCCAGCCGGGUCCGCAGGGUCCCAAGCACCGGGCGGCGGCGCAGUGCAGGGCUCCGGCCGCAGGGUGCCCCCGAGACCCGCCGAAGCGCCACCCUCUCGGGCUCUGCCACCAACCUGGCCUCUCUGACGGCGGCCUUGGCCAAGGCCGACAGGAGCCACAAGAACCCCGAGAACCGGAAAUCCUGGGCUAGCUGAGCUGUGGCCUCCCUGUGAACAGGAGCUGGGGAGCCGGCCCCUGGAGCCCUUGUGGUGAUGGCCCGCUGGGGAGGUGGGGGCUGGCUGGGGCCGCAGGG